AUGACAACUCCAAGAAAUGACUAUAAUCCUCCCACUCCUGAACUAGCAGUAACCCGCUCGCAAAAGAGUGCUCAAGGCUACUACUCUGCUACUAAUGGUUCUAGUACUGCCGCUAACACCCCCGAGAUGUCCUCAACUAGCUCUAGAGCGACCCCGUUGGCAGCUGGGAAUAACACUAUGAUGGCUCCCACAGUGGCCUCUGGCAUUACGAGUAUACCCGAGUUUGGUACGUCCGUUGGUGUAGUAAGGCACCAGUCUAACGCUAUGUUACAUCAUGACCGUCAGCAACAGGCAAUGGCAAUGCAUCAGGCGGCGGCAGUUGCGGCAUCCCUUGGUGGUGGUAACGGGAAGCAGUUACAGCAGCAAGACUUUGGGGUGUUGGCGCAGCAAGGUGGUGGAAUGCAGAAUUUCAUGGUUGGCAUGAGGGACUAUACAGCAGGGGACAAUAUUGGUCGCCCUAAUAUGAACAACAUUAGCAAUGCGCUCAAUCCUAAUGUAACGGAGAGAAAGCUUUUCAUUGGUGGCUUGCCGAGUUUGGUAGACCGACAAACUUUGUGGAACUAUUUCAGCCAGUUUGGUCCAUUGGAGGAGAGCGUGGUGAUGAUGGAUAAGCUCACAGGCCGCAGUCGCGGUUUUGGGUUCAUCACUUUUGUCAAUGUGAAAGACCUGGAAUCGUGUUUAUCGUAUCCCAACUCGCACAUAUUACUGGACAAGACGGUUGAUGUAAAACGAGCCGUGUCGCAGGAGGAAAUACGAGCGCAGGCGGCUCUACGGCAGCCGGUGAAUCCUGGCGUUAAUUCGGUUGUGGGGGUGAUGCAGCAUAUGAUGCCUGGUGGAGGAGGAGGUGUUGGCCAGACCCCUAUGGGAGGGUUCGGACCCAUUGGGGCGGCUGGACUCGGCAAUGGUGGUCUGCUGCCGCAGGAUAACCCAUGUAAAGUCUUCUGUGGAGGGCUGCCUGCAACGGUCGAUCGGGAAAGGCUCAGGCAGCACUUCGUGAGAUAUGGAGUCAUCACUGAUUGCAUCGUCAAAGUUGAUCGCACCAGUGGUCGCUCUCGUGGUUUUGGGUAUGUAACUUUCCAGACGCCAGCUGAGGCCCAGGCGGCUAUACAGGGUGGCAUGGACGGCCAAGGCAAUACCAUUGACGGCAAAUGGGUUGAGGUGAAGCCUUCUACUAGGGAAGGUACUGGUCCUAGUAAAUUCAUGCAGGGGGGGAUAGUGCGGCAAUAUAUGCCCGGAAGUGGUCGGGGUACCGGAGGAUGGGGUAUGGCAACUGCUCCUCCACCACCACCACAACAGCAGCAGCAGCACUAUAUGGCAAACACGCACUAUGGUAAUGCUUACGGCAUGCAGGGCUCUGCUGCUGCUGCUGGUGGUGGUCAUAAUCUUCAUCAUCAUCAAUCACCUCUUACUGGGUACGGCUCUAACAACGGGCUUAACCAGGGGAAUGGUAGCGUUGGGACUGGCAAUAAUGCUUAUACCAACAACAGUCCAGUGGUUCAACAACAGAACAGCGGGUACGUUCCACCUGGUGGAGUGAUGUCCCCUGCUCAUGGCUAUCAUCAUCUACUACAGAAUCAACAGCAGCAGAGGUCAAUGGGGCAUCCCGCUGUAUAUCAGCAUCAACAACAACAGCAAGGGUCUGCGCCACAGCUUUACACUCCCCAGGGUGCCGGGUUUUCUGGGACGGAUUCUAUGACGGGGACUAAUGGAAGUGACCUGAGCUCGACUGCUACUAACGGCAAUAGCCCGCUACAGUAAUCGAGAUGAUAAUCAAGACCACACUCUGGGUAGAAGGAUGUAGUCUGGCUUAUUCUCAACUAUUGAUUUCGAACUAUCAUUAUUAUCAUCAUCUGUAUCUUCCUCGUGUGGACCCAUGGUUUGCUAUGUGUCUGUACUCGCCGCCGUAAUGUAGGAAGUGCGGGCGGCAUGCCUCGUUAGUAGCUCGUUAGCUUAUCGAGGUUCGAUGAUGUUGUGAUUCAUCAUUGUGUUGGAGAGUGCUCUCCAUUGACUUUAUGACAAUCUUGAUAUCGGUUUGUGCUACCGAUAGGAUUUUGAUUUUUGCUAAGUAGUUGUAGUUGUAUCGCUGGUGCUCGUCACAAAUCAGUGAUAGCAUCAUCGGUCUUCCGUUUCGUUGCCUGUGUGGGGAGUAAUGAUUGAUCGUUAUUUAUUGCUAUUCGAGUGCUGUAGGAGGUAGUAGUAUUU
Molecule: messenger RNA, 2202 nt
Organism: Perkinsus marinus ATCC 50983
Lineage: Eukaryota; Perkinsozoa; Perkinsida; Perkinsidae
Exons: 13
Coding region: 1-1758 (585 amino acids)
Molecular function (GO): mRNA binding
Source: RefSeq, a predicted model, not a curated record